This is a messenger RNA of Daucus carota subsp. sativus, 2542 nucleotides long. Its product is annotated as inactive leucine-rich repeat receptor-like serine/threonine-protein kinase At1g60630. Bases 342 to 2327 code for a protein of 661 amino acids. NCBI's taxonomy places the organism in Eukaryota, Viridiplantae, Streptophyta, Magnoliopsida, Apiales, Apiaceae. Gene Ontology annotation, biological process: protein phosphorylation. Gene Ontology annotation, molecular function: protein kinase activity; ATP binding; protein binding. The transcript has 2 exons. The record is from RefSeq and is a predicted model, not a curated record.
CAGACAGUGUAAAUCACACUUGUCCCCAUUUUCUGUGUAAUUUGACUGAGAAGCUUUAUUUCUGCACAUAUAUUUCAGCUUGUCCAAAUAUUUUUAGUUUAAUUCUGUCACGUUUGUAUGCUUGUGAGUGAGUAAAGUGAUAAUGACCACUUAAUUGGCACCUAUAUUUUAUUAAGAUUAGUACAAAUAAAGCCCUUUAUGAUCCAUAUUUAAGGUGCAAAGAUCUUGAAAUCUGUCAUUUUUGUACCCUUUUCAUCUCUUGAUUGCAAAGUGAAAGAAAACAAAAUGAUGGCUUUGUUAGCUUACUCAUAUUCAAGAAGCUUCAAGAUUCUUGACAUGCAAUGAUAAAGUUUGAAGCUUUAAUCAAGAUGGUGGACAAAAGGUACAAUUUUUACUCAGUUGUUUUCUUGAUUGCAUCUUUUAUUGUUGUUGGAUUAAGUGUUAAUGAUGAUAUUGAAGCCCUUUUAGCAUUGAAAUCAUCAAUUGAUCCUUUGAAUUCACUUAAAUGGAGUGGUGGGAAUGUUUGUAAUUGGGAUGGUGUUAAAGAAUGUUUAAGAGGGAGAGUUACUAAGCUUGUUUUAGAACACUUGAGUUUAAGUGGAACAUUAGAUGAAAGGAGUUUGAAUAGGUUAGAUCAGCUUAGAGUUCUUAGCUUUAAGAACAACUCACUUUCUGGCCAAAUCCCAAAUCUUUCCGGGCUUGCUAAUCUUAAGGCCAUCUUUCUGAAUGAGAACAAUUUUUCGGGGGAGUUUCCGGGGUCUAUUGCAGUUCUUCACAGGCUGAAAGUUGUGGUCUUUUCGCAAAAUCAGAUUUCUGGGGAGAUUCCGGGGUCGGUUGUCAAUGUUAGGAGAUUGUAUGUUUUGUAUGUGCAGGACAAUCUUUUGACAGGUCCAAUUCCGGGGUUUAAUCAAACAGGGCUUAGAUUUUUUAAUGUUUCGAAUAACCAGCUUUCUGGGGAGAUUCCGGUGACUCCUGCAUUGGUUAGAUUUAAUUUGUCAUCAUUUUCCGGGAAUGUUAACUUGUGUGGUGACCAAAUUGGUACCCCGUGUAAUGGAAGUUUGAUUGGGGCUCCGAGGAGCAUCAAUGUGAGUUCUGGACAUGAGCCAAAGCGUGGGAAAAACAAGAAGAUUGUAUGGGUGGUUGUGGGUAGUGUUGGUGGGGUUCUUUUAUUGGGUAUUUUAAUUGGGCUGUUAGUAUUUUGUAUGAAAAAGAGGGGCAAAAAUGAGCCUAGAGAAGAUCGGAGUAAGGCGAUUGGCCAAGCGGUUGCAGUGGCACCGGUAGUGGAGGAAAACGAGGGAGGUGGGAAAGGUGGUGGGUUCAGCUGGGAAGGAGAUGGGGGAAUGGGGAGUUUGGUGUUUUGUGGGCCUGGAGAUCAAGAAAUGAAUUAUAGUUUGGAGGAUUUAUUGAAGGCAUCAGCAGAGACAUUAGGAAGAGGAACAAUGGGGAGUACUUAUAAGGCUGUUAUGGAGUCUGGUUAUAUUGUCACGGUGAAGAGGUUAAAGGAUGCACGAUACCCGAGGGUGGAGGAAUUCCAAAGACAAAUGGCGGUGGUGGGAAAACUCCGGCAUCCAAAUUUGGUGCCUAUCCGAGCUUAUUUCCAGGCAAAAGAAGAAAGACUUCUUGUUUUUGAUUACUUCCCCAAUGGCAGUCUCUUUUCUCUCAUUCACGGAUCAAGAACAUCAUCUGGUGGAAAGCCUCUUCACUGGACAUCCUGUCUGAAAAUAGCCGAAGAUUUAGCAACUGGACUUAACUACAUCCACCAAAACCCUGGUCUAACACAUGGCAACCUUAAAUCCUCCAAUGUGCUGUUAGGAUCGGACUUUGAAUCUUGCCUCACAGACUACUGUCUUACCACAUUCCGAAACCCUGAUUCAACUGAAGAAUCCAGCGCCUCUGCCCUUUUUUACCGAGCACCAGAAUGUCGUGACACACGUCGUCUCCUCACUCAACAAGCUGAUGUCUACAGCUUUGGGAUCGUCCUCCUGGAGCUCCUCACAGGUAAGACUGCAUUCCAGGACAUUGUCCAAGAACAUGGCUCCGAUAUUCCAAGUUGGGUUCGAUCAGUCCGAGAAGAAGAGACUGAGUCCGGUGAUGAUCCUGCCUCUGGCAAUGAAGGAUCAGAGGAGAAACUUGCAGCUCUUUUGAACAUUGCAAUGGCUUGUGUUGCACUUGCACCGGAUAACAGGCCCGGAAUGAGGGAGGUCUUGAAGAUGAUCAAAGAUGCGAGAGCAGAAGCACAAGGGUCUUCUAACAGCAGUGAUCAUUCUCCUGGGAGAUGGUCAGAUACUGUUCAGAGCUUGCCUAGGGAUGACCAUUUGAGUAUAUGAGAAUCAGAAUAAUCUUGGACAUUCAAGUCUAGGGAUGGUUCAUUUCUUGUUUUUGUAGCUUAUUUUUUAAUUAGGCAUGGUAUGGUCUUUUUGUUUUCUGAGUGCAUUUUGUUGAGCAAGCUUCAAGUUAAUUUGUGAAAAGGUUUUUUAUCAAAUUAUGCACAAUAAUAUUACUCUCUAAAGCUUAUAACAGUCUCAUGCUGAGUUUUGCAGAA